GCUUUGUUGUGUCAACAGGUGCAGGACAAUGAAACAUCCAAAUACAGGAUGAAGUCUUCACCUUCUUCAACUUGGCUCUUUUCGCUUGUGCUUUGUUGUGUCGACAGGUGUCGACAUGACAAUGAAUCGGGUUUAAACGAUGGUUUACUCGAGUCUAAUUGGAGCAAAGGUCGCAAGUGGGAAUGCGAGAGCAGUGUACCACCAGCCCUACUGGUCGAAAGAGUCACGCUCUCAGGCUGCAUCAGUCCCAAGCGCGCCGCUUGGCCCCUGCUCCCGCUCAUAUUUAUGCAGGUACCUGGCGCUGACGGAAAGACUUCACCCACGUCUACUCCGUCUCGCCAGGUACGCUUGAUUCAAUUCUCUCCCUCAAGUUUACUUACCUACUCUACUCCGUCUCGCCAGCUGUUGUUGCGUCUUUCUGAAUAA
Mycena indigotica is the source of this 426-nucleotide messenger RNA. RefSeq lists its product as uncharacterized. The record is from RefSeq and is a predicted model, not a curated record. The transcript is spliced from 3 exons. Lineage: Eukaryota; Fungi; Basidiomycota; Agaricomycetes; Agaricales; Mycenaceae. The coding region runs from base 49 to 426 and encodes 125 amino acids.